Molecule: messenger RNA, 1773 nt
Organism: Punctularia strigosozonata HHB-11173 SS5
Lineage: Eukaryota; Fungi; Basidiomycota; Agaricomycetes; Corticiales; Punctulariaceae
Product: GMC oxidoreductase
Exons: 8
Coding region: 4-1773 (589 amino acids)
Molecular function (GO): oxidoreductase activity, acting on CH-OH group of donors; flavin adenine dinucleotide binding
Source: RefSeq, a predicted model, not a curated record
AUCAUGUGGCCAUUUGUCUCGAAGUACCCAUCCAGGAGCUUGGAGGAGAUUGCAAACCAAGAUUUCGAUUACAUCGUGGUGCCAGGUGGCACGGCGGGAUGCGUCGUAGCUUCUCGACUGAGUGAAAAUCCGGAUACCCGAGUUCUGCUCCUGGAGCGCGGACCUGCUAUAACCAGUUGGAUAUCCCGGGUCCCUCUGCUAUCUCAAGACUUCCGACGGGCCACGUCUCCGGCAUACAAAUGGGCAUCACAACCGUUGCAGGCUCUAAGCAGCUUGACAAACCGAUUGGUCACGGGCAAGGCGCUUGGGGGCACAUCGAAGAUCAAUGCGAACAUUUAUCAUAGGUCAACGCCCGCUGAUUAUAACGCUUGGUCGACCUCAGGUGUAGAGGGAUGGAGAUGGUCUGACGUUGAGCCCUUCUUCAACAAGUCCGAGACAACUCUAUCGCAUACCGACUCCGCGCAUCGUGGACAUGAUGGUCAUGAGCUUUCCUCGUAUAUUCCCUCUUCGGAGCCUCUUACAAGGGGGACGAUAAGAGUCAUUAGAGCAUGCGCUUCUGUUGGAAUUCCCUAUUUGUCCGAAAGCAACGAUCCGGAUUCUCAAUCGUUCGGAUGUACACGCUUCGACGUCACUCUCGGGGAAGAUGGACUCCGUCAGUCGUCGUUCGACGCGUUUCUUCCUGUUGAGGUUGCCGCAAGCCGAAAAGAGAACCUCUUCAUAUGUCCCGGGGUUGUCGCGACUUCCAUCCAUCUACGGGAGACGGCUGAAGGGCCUAGGGCCGUUGGCGUACAGAUCGAGUACGAAGACGCGGACGCCGAUAUGGCACCCGUUUCGUUCAUCGCGCGAGCGCGGCGCGAAAUCGUCGUGACUUCGGGUGCUAUUGGAAGCCCGCAAUUGCUGAUGCUCAGCGGGAUUGGUCCUGCUGACCACCUGACGAACCUUGGAAUACAAGUCCACAAAGACCUUCCAGGGGUAGGAAGGGGGCCGCAAGACCAUUCCGCUGUCGCCGUCGAAUACAAGGUACCAAAGUCUGAUACCCUCCAUGCAGCCGAGAGUUCGCCCAUCCUGGUCCUUCGCGAGCUCGUCAAGUUCCUGUUGUUCGGGACUGGUCUCUUCCUCUCCCCAAAUCCUCAAGUCUCGAUCUUUGCAAUGUCUAGGACCCUCGAUUUUGAUUCUGAUCCCCCCGUUCGCGUCGAAGGGCGUGAUCUCGACGCCCACAACCCGGAGAAUAUCUGCGACAUCGAGAUCAUGCCGAUUCCUGCCAACGCGCGUGACCCCUUGUUCAAGGAUCAACUCGCACCGUCGGAAGCGGGUUUUACGUUCUUGUGCGCCGGCCUUCGCCCCAAAUCCAAUGGUACUGUGCGUUUGCGCUCCUUGGAUCCUCGCACCCGGCCGGUUUGCGACCUGCGAACAUUCGCUGAAGGGGAAGACCUUGUCGUCAUGCGCAAGGCUGUCAGACUGGCGCUCUUGCUCAGCAGUAAGAUGCGCGAACAAGGCUAUCCCAUGAACGAUUUGCACGUUCCGAAGAGCGAGAGCGAUGUGGACCUCAACGACUUCAUCUUAAAGGACGCACAUUCAACGUAUCACUACUCCUCCACGUGCCGAAUGGCCCCGGAAGACCAGCAAGGAGUGGUAGAUGAUCAGCUGCGGGUGCACGGCGUCCUCGGACUUCGCAUAGCUGACGCAAGCGUCUUUCCUACAAUCCCGGCGACUCAUCUCCAGGCACCAGUUGUCAUGGUCGGCGAGCGGUGCGCGGCGUUCAUGGCCGACUAA